Messenger RNA from Salvia hispanica, 609 nucleotides. RefSeq names its product transcription factor PRE6-like. Gene Ontology annotation, molecular function: protein dimerization activity. The record is from RefSeq and is a predicted model, not a curated record. Gene Ontology annotation, biological process: regulation of growth; regulation of DNA-templated transcription. NCBI's taxonomy places the organism in Eukaryota, Viridiplantae, Streptophyta, Magnoliopsida, Lamiales, Lamiaceae.
UAAUUUGAGAUGGGUGUGAAUAAGGAGUAGAGGCAGCAUGCAGUUGUCUCGAUGGAGUCCAACACAAUCACUUUUAAUGUUGCAAUAUCCACUCUCCAAAUAUUUCUCUCCAUAACUUGUCUCUCAACACUCAUCUUUCCCUCCUCCAUUUAAGCCCCAUUUCCCUCCCUUCUCUCUCUCUCGAACUCAAAAAAAUUAAAUCUCCAUUCUCACACACACCACUUUACAUCACUACAAUGUCUAGCAGAAGGCAGCGGUCGAGGCAGUCGGGAGCUUCUCGUAUAACAGACGAUCAGAUUGCCGAUCUCGUCUCCAAAUUACAACAACUCAUCCCUGAAAUCCGCAGCCGCCGUUCCCAAAAGGCUUCAGCGUCGAAGGUGUUGCAGGAGACUUGCAACUACAUUAGGAAUCUGCACCAAGAGGUGGAGGAUCUCAGCCAUCGAUUGUCGGGGCUUCUUCAAUCCACGGACGCCGACAGCGCUCAAGCCGCCAUUAUUAGGAGCUUGCUAAUGUGAUACUACUACUGCUUAGAUGUGUUGUACCUUGCGCUUUAUUGGUUGUCUUCUAGGGUUUGUGGUGCUAUUAAUUUAUGGAUAUCUCAUUUGUCUA